Molecule: messenger RNA, 918 nt
Organism: Penicillium arizonense
Lineage: Eukaryota; Fungi; Ascomycota; Eurotiomycetes; Eurotiales; Aspergillaceae
Product: ubiquitin family protein
Exons: 2
Coding region: 1-918 (305 amino acids)
Biological process (GO): modification-dependent protein catabolic process; protein ubiquitination
Cellular component (GO): cytoplasm; nucleus
Molecular function (GO): ubiquitin protein ligase binding; protein tag activity
Source: RefSeq, a predicted model, not a curated record
AUGCAGAUCUUCGUCAAGACCCUGACCGGCAAGACCAUCACUCUCGAGGUUGAGUCUUCCGACACCAUCGACAAUGUCAAGUCCAAGAUUCAGGAUAAGGAAGGCAUUCCUCCUGACCAGCAGCGCCUGAUUUUCGCAGGCAAGCAGCUUGAGGAUGGCCGUACCCUGAGCGACUACAACAUUCAGAAGGAGUCCACCCUUCACCUUGUCCUCCGCCUCCGUGGUGGUAUGCAAAUCUUCGUGAAGACCCUCACCGGAAAGACCAUCACUCUUGAGGUUGAGUCUUCCGACACCAUCGACAACGUCAAGUCCAAGAUUCAGGAUAAGGAGGGUAUCCCUCCUGACCAGCAGCGUCUGAUCUUCGCCGGAAAGCAGCUUGAGGAUGGUCGCACUCUCUCCGACUACAACAUCCAGAAGGAGUCCACCCUCCAUCUCGUCCUCCGCCUCCGUGGUGGUAUGCAAAUCUUCGUGAAGACCCUCACCGGAAAGACCAUCACUCUGGAAGUAGAGUCAUCGGACACCAUCGAUAACGUCAAGUCAAAGAUCCAGGAUAAGGAGGGCAUCCCCCCUGACCAGCAACGUCUCAUCUUUGCUGGUAAGCAGCUGGAGGAUGGCCGCACCCUGUCCGACUACAACAUCCAAAAGGAAUCCACUCUACACCUUGUCCUCCGUCUCCGAGGUGGUAUGCAAAUUUUCGUCAAGACACUCACUGGCAAGACCAUCACGCUGGAAGUGGAAUCAUCUGACACCAUCGACAACGUUAAGAGCAAGAUCCAGGACAAGGAGGGUAUUCCCCCAGAUCAGCAGCGUCUUAUCUUCGCCGGUAAGCAGCUGGAGGACGGGCGCACCCUCUCUGACUACAACAUUCAGAAGGAGAGCACCCUGCACUUGGUGCUCCGUCUGCGUGGUGGUCAGUAG